GCAGCAGCGCUCGCCCGCUCCCCGGGGCCGGCGCGGAGCGGAGAUGCUGCCGCCGCCGCGGGGCUCCCGCCGGUGGCUGGCCAUCGCGCUGCUCGGCCUCUGCUGGUUCCUGCCUCCCGGGAGAUUGGCCGCGCCGGGCGGAGACUUCCCGGGCUCUGCCGUGGACAACCUGGUGGUCAGGAAAGGGGACACGGCCGUGCUGAGGUGCUACCUGGAAGAUGGAGCCUCCAAGGGGGCCUGGCUGAACCGCUCCAGCAUCAUCUUCGCAGGCGGCGACAAGUGGUCGGUGGAUCCGCGCGUGUCCAUUGCCACGGCCAACCGCCGCGAGUACAGCCUGCAGAUCCAGGACGUGGACGUGACCGACGACGGCCCCUACACCUGCUCCGUGCAGACCCAGCACACGCCCAGGACCAUGCAGGUGCACCUCACCGUGCAAGUGUCCCCCAAGAUAUUCCGGAUCUCCAGCGACAUCGUGGUCAACGAGGGCAGCAACGUCACCCUGGUGUGCCUGGCCACGGGGAAACCAGAGCCCUCCAUCUCCUGGAGACACAUCUCCCCCUCUGCCAAGCCCUUUGAGAGCGGGCAGUACCUGGACAUCUACGGCAUCACCAGGGACCAGGCCGGGGAGUACGAGUGCAGCGCGGAGAACGACGUCUCGGUGCCGGACGUGAGGAAAGUCAAAGUCACAGUCAACUUUGUCCCCACAAUUCAGGAACUUAAAUCCAGCGGUGUGAUGCUUGGAGGGAACGGCCUGAUCCGGUGCGAAGGUGCAGGAGUGCCUGCCCCGGACUUUGUGUGGUACAAAGGAGAGAGGAAACUGAUCAAUGGUCAACAAGGAAUCACUAUUAAAAAUUAUAGUACAAGAUCCCUUCUUACUGUUACCAAUGUGACAGAAGAGCACUUUGGCAACUAUACUUGUGUCGCUGCCAACAAGCUAGGGACGACCAAUGCCAGCCUGCCUCUCAACCCUCCCAGCACAGCCCAGUACGGCAUCACCGGGCACGCCGAGGUGCUCUUCUCCUGCUGGUCCCUGGUGCUGACGCUCUCCUCCCUCAGCAGCAUAUUCUACCUGAAGAACAUCCUUCUGCACUAAAUGUAAAGACCCAUAAAAGGCUUUUAAGGAUUCUCUGAAAGUGCUGAUGACUGGAUCCAAUCUGGUAGAGUUUGUUAAAAGCGGCGUGGGAUAUAAUCAGUGCUUACAUGGGGAUGAUCGCCUUCUGUAGAAUUGCUCAUUAUGUAAAUACUUUAAUUCGACUCCUUUUUUUUGAUUAGCUGCAUUACCUUGUGGAGCAGUACACAUUGUCCUUUUUUAAGACGUGAGAACUCUGAAAUUACUUUUAGAGGAUAUUAAUUGUGAUUUCAUGUUUGUAAUCGACAAGUUUUCAGAAGCAUUCAGUCAUGGUCUGCUGACUCGCAGACUGUAGUUUACAAAAAAAAGGAUAUUGCAGUAAAAAUGUGCUUCUUUAAGGCUGCAAUACAAACAUUCAGUUCCCUCCUCAACUAGCAUUCUAUCCAAACUUACACAAAAAACAUUCGUUCUUUUUUGAGUAAAAAAAAAAAAAAUCUCAAAUAAUAUUGCCUUCAAAAUACUUCUUCAAAAUAUUACACAUAUCUAGAUUUUCUUCUAGCAUGAUAUUCAGGUUUCAAGAAUGAGCCUUGUACUAUAACUGCGUUGCGCAGUACCGCUUUUGUUCUCUUCCCUCCUUCCUGCCAGUUCAGCAUGGUUGUGCCUUCAUGAAACACGACUUUCCUCUUCCUCUCCAAGCGGUCUGGAAUGUGUUCUGGGAAAUGCUGGAGCAUCCUUUGGAGCGUAGGAGAUGUCUGGGUGAGGCCAGAGGAGCCCGGGCUCCCAGGAAAGGCUCCUGUCCCCCUGCAGGAGCUGCUCCAGGGCAGGGCUCAGCUCAAGGGCAGCACCAGCUCCUUCCUGUCCCUCCCUCCACCACCACUGAGCAGUAGGUGACCUCUGUAAAAACGACAUUUCCCGUUAGGAAACAGAGCUCCAACGAUUUUGUGGCACCUUUUGAAUGUCGGAAUGUUCCCCCCAAAGCCAAAUUCCCACCUGGCUGCAAAUGUCAGGACCGUCCCUUUUGUAUUGCUGGCAAAGCCGACGUGAAUUGGUAUUUUUCUUGCACUCAAUUUUGUACUGGUUUGGCUGAUUUAGCAAUGAUAAAGGAUGCUUUGAACCAUGAGACACCUGCAAAUCCCUGGAGUAUCAAUUUUCUAUCUCCACAUAUCCGUGUGGCAGCAGCGAGGCUGCUCCUGCUGGGGGCACGUGGCUGUGCUUGGGGAGCCACCUGGGCAGGCAGGGCUUGGGGGGCUGCUCCCCUGGCCAGGGCUGUCCCUCCAGCCCCACACACCAUCCCAUGGAGGGGACCCUGCUGGCACACCCUGAGGGAUCAGCCCAGCAAUCCUGUGCAAUGGUGCUCCAUCCUUCACAGCCCCGCACGGCGCUGGUGUGAAGUGCUGCUCACACAGAGCUGCCACCUGUGCCGCUCACUGGGGUGGCCGUGGCCAGCAGCCCUUGGGCACCACAUCCCCUGGUGGCCCCAAGAGCUCCUGACCUGCUCACCAACAACUACUGACAGCAGGAAUAACAAAAUCCUUAUCACAGAAUCCUGGGCUGGGCUGGGAGGGACAGAGCCCAUCCCAUCCCACCCCUGCCAGGGACAGGCGCAGGAACAUCUCCACUAUCCCAGGGACAGGGACACCUCCACUAUCCCAGGGACACCUCCACUACCCCAGGCUGCUCCCAGCCCCAUCCAGCCUGGCCUUGGGUGGGCAGCACCACUUUCACUGUGAUCAAUACUCCCAGGCUCUGAGUUUGAGCUCCAGCAGGUGGCUGGAAUUUCCCAGUUCCCCACUUUUCCUGCUCACAGCAGGUGCUGGCAGUGAGCAGCCCCAGCUUUGGGAAUACUCAGCAGUCCCAAAAUCCCCAUUUUUCCAGCAAGAAGGGCUGGGAGCUCGCUGGGCUCAGUGUGAGCUGUCCCAGGCCAGUGCACAGGCAGGAGGUGCAGUGCCUCUGCUGUCCCUGCUGAGAGAACAGAGAUGUUCACUCCAACAGAUGGCAAUAAAACACCCUGGGUCACUCUGCAUGUGGUCAGUGACAGGCUGCAUUAUUUCUCUUAUGAUUUACAGCCGUGUGCCAAGCAGUUGCUGUUAUCAGAAAUGUGGCAUUUUUUAAAACCUGGAAUAACAUGAACAAACCCAUUCUGCAAGGAAAGGGUACAAACUCACCUCAAAUGAGUUUAUCAGUCCUGAUACCCCCAUGUCUCUUGUAUUGCAGCUUUAAAGUGCUCUAUUUUAGAACCCAUUGACUAGAAACAGUGGUGCUGCAGGAAGUCUUGUGUCAGUGCAGUUUUCUGAAGGGAGAAAUGAGGCUAUGGACAACCCCACCCAUGUGUGUAAAACUGGGAGAGGGUUCUAUGCUGUGGCUGGAUCAAACCCUGCAUUCCAGUGAUUCCUGACAUUUGGAACCUGAUCUUUCCAGCAACAGAAUAGAAUGAGCAGCAGCUUGAUUAAACAUGAAAAUCAGAACACUCA
Molecule: messenger RNA, 3540 nt
Organism: Melozone crissalis (California towhee)
Lineage: Eukaryota; Metazoa; Chordata; Aves; Passeriformes; Passerellidae
Gene: NEGR1
Product: neuronal growth regulator 1
Exons: 7
Coding region: 44-1093 (349 amino acids)
Cellular component (GO): neuron projection
Source: RefSeq, a predicted model, not a curated record